AUGUUUGCAUCCUCGUUGGUGCCUCCAGAAAGGAGUACCAAGUGGGAAUUCAUACCCAUAGGCAAGAGGCGCCCUCCACAGCAGUCGAGUCUGCCGGAGGUCCAUCGAAUGGCCAUAAACAGCGACAAGAUCUCCAACUCGCAGAUAGAUACGAGUUUUGAAAACACAGACAAUACAGAGACUCAGAAUCUGAUGAAGCUGCAAAUACAGGGUGUUUCUUCCCUCACAUCGCUGAACAAUGCGCGUCUGGGUGGCCUUUUUGAUGGGUUCUUCAGACAAAGAGAUAAGAUAGUAGGUGAUGGAGGCGGGCUGGUUCAGGAACUCACUUCGAAACUCGAGACGCUCCAGCAAGAAAACUACAACUUGAAGUUUGAAGUGGCCACGUUGACAAAGUAUAUGCGUAAAACACCCGAAGAACAGAGAAACAUGGUGUAUGAGAACAUGGAGCUCAAGCAGAAUUUGGCUCAUGCUUUAGAGGAGCUUGACACGUUGAGAACCGGGUCCGAGACGGUAGAAGCCAGUGACAGCCCUCAGAGGGCCAUGGACGCGAUAAAGCUGCUGUAUAAGGAGGCAUUGGCAGAAAAGGACGAUAUAAUCAUGGAAAUGAGAGCUCAGUUGGAGCAAUUACGUACGGAGCUGAGCAAGAGCCAUGUCUCCGAUGAACUAUACGAGCGAUUAGAACGCUUGCAGAAUGAAAACCAGCUGCUCCGGAGGAAACUCACCGAUUCGGCUUCCCAGGUUGACCUCAACCAGACACACCUUCAUGAGGAAAAUAAUGAAUUAAGAGCGCGCGUGCACCAACUCGAGCUUCAGCAACUGAAAGUGCCACUGGACGCCAAUGAACGUAUUCUGGAGCUAGAGAGUGAGUGUCAAAUACUCACGAGAAAACUUCGCGAGGCAGUAGAAGAUCUAAAGCUGGUAGAGGGCGAAAAAGAGACCAUUGAACUGAACGCAAAAUCGUUGAAGUCGACAAGAGAUGCAUUGGAGCAAAGAAUCGACUCUUUGAACCAUGAGUUGAAAGUUCUUCAAGACGAAAGAGAUUCUUUGGAUGCCCUUGUCCGCCAAAUACGGUCCAAGGAUCCUGGCAAAGAGAAGCAAAUUGAUGACUUGCAAGCACAAAUGAGCAAGCUUACCGCAAGCUCUAGCAGGCGUGAACAGCAGCUCAAGGAGGCCAUUACGGAGGCUAGAGAACUUAGAGCACGGAUACGUGCCCAAGAAGACGACCUCCUUGAGAAGCAGCAUGAAGUCGAUCGUCUCUCACGUAAAAAUGCUCACUUAGAGAGUGAGUUGGCAUCAAGCGGUUCUGUUGAUAAAAAUAGAGGAAGGGACAGCUCCGCAAAGUUCUACGAGGAUCAAAUUGAGGAGCUACGCUUGGAUGCCCAGAAGAUGAAGUCACAAAAACGUGACCUCGAAGAUGUCAUUGCUGAUUUGGAGGAUCAGUUGUCCAACAGACUUCAUUUGAAGAAUGAUCAGCAGUAUGAAAUCGAUGAAUUGCAUGAGAGGGUUGACUUCUAUGAGAAAGAGUAUAACAGUCUCGUUGAAGAAAUGGAGAGGAGCACGAUCAAGUAUGAGUCUUUGAAGGAAGAUCUUGACGCCAAGGAAACUCAGCUUGAAAAACUCAAAGCUGAGUUAAGAAUUGCACAGAGGGAACUGCAACGCUCCGAUCCAAUGUACUAUGAACUAGAGAAGAAGCGCGACGAAGACAAGAUAUAUAGACUUGAACGCCAGGUUGAGUCCGUCACAUCCACCAAUAGACAACUCGAGCGGGAGAUCGAGGAAGUCAGGAGGUUAUCAGAUGUUACCGUCAAGGACAAAGAACGUCUUCUCGCAGAGGUACACGAAUUGGAAUCAAAAAUGAAGGACAGCAAGCUUGCGCAAAGUAAGCUCGAAACCAAUGUGAGGGAUAAAGAGGAAAUCAUCGAUGCGCUUGAGUCACGCUUGAGGUCUUUGAGUCGUGACGUCAAUGGUAAGAGGUACGAGGAAUCAUACGCAGCAAAGGCUGAAGUGAACUACGAAAUGCAAUCUCUACAACGUGAGAAAGAACGCCUGGAGCGUGAGUUAGAGAGACUUCAAAAGGAGCUCACUGAGCAGCAACGUUAUUAUGAAAACAAAAUCGAUCUUUUGAAGGAGCGUACGAGAAUUGAGACGAUGCCUGACGACUCUGCGAUGGUCGCUCUUCUUGAGAGUCAGCUUGAAGAGUUGAAGCGUGAUUACAAAGCUUUGCAAGCUAAACAGAAUGACUCGAGAAAGACUGAAAUCUCAGCUGCCUUGGAUGAUUAUAGAGAGAGGAUCGCUGAAUUAGAAAGCAGACUUAGCGCUUCGCAAAAGGAUAAGAAUAAGCUCAAGGAGGUAAUUGAUAACUUGGAGACAGAUAUGAAAGUGUUGGCACUGGAGAAAACUCAAUUCGAGAUUCGAGCGAAAAACUUAGAUCUGGAACUCACAAGGACCACUCGUCAUUGCAACAGGCUUGCAAGGAAGAUUAAUGAUAUCGACAUUGCUGAGUAUAAGAACUCGAGUCGAAACUCUGAGGAGAUUGUCCGAGUGAGGAAAGCCAACGCCCAACUACAGGCCCACAUAGACUCUCUCAACGCCAAAUUGGCCCAAGUUUCGACGCCCAAUCCAUUCAUUGCACCCAGGCACGCGGGUAAGAGCUCCACCGAGCAAAGACUCCAACAAAACGAGCUUCUUUUUUACAAAGCCAAGCUUUACGACCUCCAGAACAAGGCAAACGACAUAGCACUGGUGCAUUCGAUGGUAAUGUCGUCACUUCGCAAUGCAGAUGCUGAAUUCCGUAGCGAGCUUGCCAAAACAGCACUUUUGGGGAUUCAUCCCGACUUCGAACGCCAGCCACGCAAGAAGCCAACGUUUAAAGCAGUGGCCCAAUUCGUGCUUGCCGCGGUAAGGAUCAAGAAUAGACACGAGCGUGCAGCCGCAAGAAGGAAGCAGCUCCUACAGCUUCGUGAAGAGAUCGAAAAAGACCGCAUCACUUUGUUGGCAGAAUAA
Molecule: messenger RNA, 3003 nt
Organism: Candidozyma auris
Lineage: Eukaryota; Fungi; Ascomycota; Pichiomycetes; Serinales; Metschnikowiaceae
Exons: 1
Coding region: 1-3003 (1000 amino acids)
Cellular component (GO): microtubule organizing center
Source: RefSeq, a predicted model, not a curated record